CACCGCCCGCUUCUGCCAUUCAAUGGAGGACGGUCUGCUGGAGAUCAUGACCAAGGACGGCGGCGACAUGCCAGCGCCUCUGGAGGUGUCCACUGUGCCGGCCGUGGGGGACGUGAUCUCCGGGGAGUACAACGGCGGCAUGAAGGAACUGAUGGAGCACCUGAAGGCCCAGCUGCAGGCCCUGUUUGAGGACGUGAGGGCCAUGCGGGGUGCCCUGGACGAGCAGGCCUCGCACAUCCAGGUGCUCUCGGACGACGUGUGCGCCAACCAGCGGGCCAUCGUCUCCAUGUGUCAGAUUAUGACCACGGCGCCCCGCCAGGGCAGCCUGGGCGUGGUCGGCGGCAAGGGGAACUUCCCGGGAGCCCCCGAAGAGCCGGAGACCCCUUCUCCUGGAAUCGGGGACAACGACUUGCUGGAUCGCGAUCCCGUGGACGAGGAGGACGACGACGAAGAAGAGAAAGAGAUGCCCAGCCCCGCCACACCCACCAGCCACUGUGAGCGCCCCGAGAACCCCUGUGGUGGUCUCCUUGCCGGGGACGCGUCACUUGUGGAGCCCCUCGACCUGCCCGACAUUACCCUGCUGCAGUUGGAGGGCGAGGCCUCCCUGUGAGGGGACUUCGCCAGGGCACUACCUUCCCGGGCUGGCUUUGGGUUUCCAAGUGCAUGACGCGAGGGGACUGAACCGCGCGGUGCGGCAUGCUUCGCUCCGACCGCUGCUCUUGCUGGUGGAGCAGAGAGACUCCCUGGAGGGAGGAAGAAUUUGUAGGUGAAGGAAUUUGGGAGCAUCACGAAUUCUUUCUGCUCAACCAAGAGAGUCAUUGCAAACUGCGGAAAGGUGAGGUUCCGGGAGAGGACGCGCCCGACUCUGGACUCCCAUCCACCCUUACCCUGUCCUUUCCCCUCUCCAGACAACAGGAGAACUCCUGAAUUGUGUAAAUAAAAUUCUGCUUUUUCUAUUCUGAAAAAGGACUUAUCUAGGACCAUGGCAAAUAAUCUCUAACGAUUUACCUAGAAAUUAAAGAAUUGGGGGUAUUCUGUUCUGGCAACAGGAAAUUUACCCUUCUGCUGAAAUCCAAGCUAUUCAGUGUUCUGCAGGAGCGUCUCCCCCUCACAGAUCUCUGCGACUGCUGAUUGGUAAAGGAAGCUUGAGGAGGGAACUGCAGCCCUAGGAAUCUGGGUGAAUGGGGUUCCAAGGGCCCCGGCUGGGAGGAGCUGGCUGUGAAUGUGCAUGAAGAUGUAAUAGCUCAACCUCUAGGAUUUUGCAUGCAGAGCUGAUCCUGCCUUGUCACUGACUUCAUCUGGGAUUGCUUUUCCACUCACUGGGGUUCAGAGAACAAAGCCCAGUUCACAGGCAGAGACUCGGGUGUGCUCAGCCACAGCCCAGAUUUAGGGGACAUUUGAGGGACUAUUGGGGGCCGCAGCCAAAAACUCUCUCCUGGCUACACCUGCUUAACUUCAGUUCUUUUUCUGUCAAUGUGUCCCUGCCCGCUGCCUCUUGGUGUUGCCUCCAUAAUGUCUCAUGUGUGUUUUGUGUGUCCACUGGCGUAGUAGCGUGUGAGCCCUGAGGGGCAGGGCUUGUGGCUCUGGUGUUAGGUUCAGGGGCUGCAGACCCUUCUGUGAGCCCCAGGCUAUCAUGGCGCUUUCCUCUCUCCUCCCCCACCCCCCAACCAGGGCAUGAAGCAUGUGCUGUCCUGGGGUUCCUAAACUGAUGUGCCUCCCUCCCACCCCAAGUGAUGACUUUGUGUGCCCCUCCCCUUCCUUUGUGUACUCCCUCUCAAUGCUUUCCUUGGUGUUAACCUGAAUAAAAGGCGUCA
Molecule: messenger RNA, 1814 nt
Organism: Tupaia belangeri chinensis (Chinese tree shrew)
Lineage: Eukaryota; Metazoa; Chordata; Mammalia; Scandentia; Tupaiidae
Gene: CCDC184
Product: coiled-coil domain containing 184
Exons: 1
Coding region: 23-610 (195 amino acids)
Cellular component (GO): cytoplasm
Source: RefSeq, a predicted model, not a curated record